Molecule: messenger RNA, 788 nt
Organism: Artibeus jamaicensis (Jamaican fruit-eating bat)
Lineage: Eukaryota; Metazoa; Chordata; Mammalia; Chiroptera; Phyllostomidae
Gene: PPDPFL
Product: pancreatic progenitor cell differentiation and proliferation factor like
Exons: 5
Coding region: 229-462 (77 amino acids)
Biological process (GO): cell differentiation; multicellular organism development
Source: RefSeq, a predicted model, not a curated record
GGCCCCAGACCACAUUCAAUGUCACCACACAGUCUUCUGGAGAUAAACUGUAUUGGGGCAAUACAGUUUAUCCUCAACCACUACAAAUUGAUUGUGUCAAAUUAUUCAUUUUCCGAAGAAACUAUAGAAUCAUCUUCAUUUUAGAAGAACAAAUUAAAGAGAAGAAAUAGACACUAUUUCUCAGACUGCUCUUCUCAGUCUUUCUGGUGUUUGUUCACGGGGAAAGCAAUGGCAUCAGUACCUUCCAUUGGUUGCCUUCUGGCCAAAAAUCAGUAUUAUCGAAAGGCCAGUAUCUCUUCAGUCAGCUCUGACUCUGUUAAUUUCAUAGAUGAAGACAAAUCCCUGCGAGGGUUCCCUGAAGUGGCAGAACCCAACUGGUGGUUUAAAUCCUUCUUUUAUUCUGAACCUGUACUUCCAAAUGUAAUAAGAAAAGAUCUGCCUGCUAGUGGGACCAAUUGCUGAUUGUGACAAAGUGACUCUACCUGCUGAGGUGCUACCCAUGGGAACAAUACCCUCCAGCACACCGGCUGUUCCAGACGACUCUUCUCCAUUGUAAAAAGACAAAAAACCUGCCUGAGAUCUCAGCAGCCACUCUUAAAAUGCAGGCAUUUUCUUCACUAUUAAAACCAUGACUAAGUGUCAUCAGCUUCACGGAACAUAUUGGAAAAACAUGAUUUUAGAAAUAUGUGUCCUUGUAAAGUAAUGAGUAUUCAAAUGUAGUAGACUUUUUAUUAUUCAUAUUAUAUUUUCAAAACAAAUAAAAAAUAAUUUUUCAUUUUCAAAAAAUU